Encephalitozoon hellem ATCC 50504 is the source of this 690-nucleotide messenger RNA. Its product is annotated as type-5 proteasome subunit beta. Gene Ontology annotation, molecular function: threonine-type endopeptidase activity. NCBI's taxonomy places the organism in Eukaryota, Fungi, Microsporidia, Unikaryonidae. The transcript has a single exon. Gene Ontology annotation, cellular component: proteasome core complex. The record is from RefSeq and is a predicted model, not a curated record. Bases 1 to 690 code for a protein of 229 amino acids.
AUGGAAGAAACAUUGAAAAGAGACGUCAGGAGAGUUGAUGCAACUUGUAUAGACCAGAGAUUGGUUGAAUCAAUAAUAAAGCCAUACCACGGAACAACAACCCUUGCCUUUGUGUUUAGGGAGGGGAUGGCCAUAGCGGUCGAUUCAAGAGCUACGUCUGGAUCAUAUAUAGCUUCCCAGACCGUGAACAAGGUAAUUGAGAUAAACAGGAAUUUGCUUGGAACGAUGGCUGGGGGAGCUGCAGAUUGCUUUUUUUGGGAGAAGCUUAUGGGUUUGUAUGCAAAGAACUAUGAGCUCACCAAUGGGAGAAGGAUAACUGCAGCAGCAGCAAGCAUGUACCUAAGCAAUUGUGUGUACAGAUAUAAGGGAUACGGGCUCUCGAUGGGAACAAUGAUAUGUGGAUAUGAUGGGUCCAUGCCAAGUAUUUACUAUGUUGAUGACGAUGGAAGGAGAAUUAAGGGCAAUCUGUUUUCUGUGGGUAGCGGGUCCACAAUAGCUUAUGGAAUUCUUUCUUCGUCUUAUAGGUUUGAUAUGGAUAAGGAGGAGGCUUUGGAGCUUGCGAAGAGGGCUAUUUUCCACGCAGCGCACCGAGAUGCAUACUCUGGAGGAUCUAUCAAUCUAUACUAUAUGGACGAGUCUGGAUGGGUUAAGGUAGGGUCUUAUGAUGUUGACGACUUUAACAAAGAGUAA